Messenger RNA from Impatiens glandulifera, 2340 nucleotides. RefSeq lists its product as uncharacterized. Gene Ontology annotation, biological process: asymmetric cell division. Lineage: Eukaryota; Viridiplantae; Streptophyta; Magnoliopsida; Ericales; Balsaminaceae. The transcript has 4 exons. The record is from RefSeq and is a predicted model, not a curated record. The coding region runs from base 303 to 2192 and encodes 629 amino acids.
UAGCCGCCUGUCAGCAGUUUGGAAAUAACAAAGAGAAGGAGGGUUUGUUUGGAGCCCAAUUUCCAAACAACCCGACAUUUGAUUUUCUUCAAUUCGCUGAAUCAGUCCCCCAUUUGAUUUUGUUCAAUCCAUCACUGUAGUUUCGUCCUCGUCAAUUUAAUCAUAUUCUUCUUCCAUCCCCAGAUUUGGACUCAUCACCAAUCCAACAUCUACCGGCGGUGAACGGUCUGGUUCUAAUUUGAGGCAAUUUCUGUAUGGAGUUGGUUUGUGUUCAUACUUGAAAGAGGAGCUAGUAAGAAGAAAUGGAUUCAUGGGUUGCAAUAGCAGCUGGAGCAGCUGGGUAUAUAUCCAAGAGGUGGCAGUCUCCACCGCGUGAGAAACGAGUUUCAUCCGACCUAACUGGGCAACUUCAAGAUAAAUCCAUCCCUGUCAAACGAUUGAAUAGGGGAUUUAGAAAUCCCGAUGAAAAUGUUGUUUCUUCCAGAGACAAUUGGAUUUCGGACGACAGCAAUCUAUCGGAGGCAACAAUUGUUAGUACUCCAUGUGAUAACAAACAAGUAAAUGAUGUUAACAUGUAUAAUGACUGCGAUCUACAUUCUAUUUUAAGUUUAAUGCCUCCAUACUCGAAGAUCAUUGAAAUCAAUGGAGACUUUGAUGAAUAUAGAGCAAGUGUUGAUGUUUUGGAUCAGAGAUCUCCUAGAAGUAGCCUGCAAUUUAUUAGACCGUCAAGUUCCAUUGAAAAUUGCCUCACGGUGGCUCAGUUUUGCAAGGGACACAUUGGAAUGGAAAAUCACUUCCUUUAUUCUCCUGCUCAAUCGUCAACUGUGACGGUCAAGCCAUUAAGAAAGAGUAAUUCCUUUGGUAGGAAAAUAGGAGACGUGUUACAAAGGUUGCAUAAGCAAAAAUCUCCACUCGGUCAAGAGACUAUCUUUGGCCUUCCGCCUUUAUCUAAUGUAGAGGUUGCGAGGAACACGGAAGUUAAGAAGGUGGAUAAGCAACUCACAAAUUCAAUGUGUGCCUGUGAAACGGGUGAAAAUAGAAAAAACCCUGAUCUACUUGCAGGAUACUCAGAAGCAGCAUCUAUUUUCACUCUUGGUGUAUCAGUGGGUCUUAUAUCUUCAUUCUUAGUGAAUAAGAAUGAGUUAAAUAAAUUGAAUGGCCUGUUGAAGCAGACAGAAAACUUGGUCGAAGAUCUACAAGAAGAACUUGAGUUGAAAGAUUCAUUAACAGUAAAAGAACUUGCAAUUGAGGAUCAAGAUUCACAGGACAUGCAUGAUAGUAAUAAUAGCGAACUACGUGAGCAGAAGAACGAGGAACAUUUGGAAGCCAUGUCCAAGAUUGAAGCGGAACUUCAAGCUGAACUCGAGUGGUUAGAACUAAGCGUGGGUUAUUCAAAUCCACAUGCAAAAUCAUCGGAUUUGGACGAGAACCAGGACUUGAUACUGGGAUUGGCAGAGGGCGAAUUAAGGGCUGAAAUGUUUGGCUGGAAAUCAGGUAGCCAACCUUUCGCAGAUCGAGAUGGAAGUGGUGUCUCCACUCCUUACUCUGUAAAUUAUGCAGUCUCUCCACGAGAGCUGAGUUUGCGUUUGCACAAAGUUAUAGAAUCCAGACUAGAAGAACGCAUUAGUGAGCUGGAAACAGCUCUAGAGCGCAGCGAGAGAAAACUUCAGUUGACUAAACCUCAACAUGAGAUUUCAUCAGAAAGCGACGAGUUAAGGCCAUUUUCGUGGUGCUUGGAUUUUAGUAGCCCGGUUGUAAAGAAGAAGGAAGAAGAAGAAGGAACGGAAAAUGACGUUGAGCAAGCUAGUGUCAUCAGUCUGUCCGAAGAAGAGGGGUAUGCUGACAUGAAGAUGAAAAACGAUACCGAAUCAUCAUCCAGAAGUAAGAAAGCCAUAGAUGGAUUGAUGGAAGACAAUAUUUUGUGCAAUGGAGAUGAUGAUGAUGGAGAUGAUUGGUUAAAUUGGAACUUGGGUGAUGAAUCAGUAAAUAUUUGCUUUCCAGAUGAUGAGAAUUUGCUGGAACUGGAUAAUUUGAAUUUGGAUGUUGUUGAUAGUGAAGAAGAAGAAGAAGAUUAUGAAGAGCUCUUGAUAAUAAAGCAGAUUGUAGAGAAAACUAGGAAAGAUUCUUCUGCUUUGUUGAGUGCUAAGAAGGCUUUGUUUUCAAUGGACCAAACCCAACAAUGGGACUACUGACUAUAACAAUACUGCAACAUUAUUAUUUUUCCUUCUAAUUACUGAUCUGGAUUAUGGGCUUUAGAUUAGUUUUCUUAAACCCUAAAUACUUAAUUAGAUGUAAACAAUCUUGGACUAAAUUAUAUAAAUACCAACAGAAUUAAUGUUC